UGCCGUCCAACAACAUGUCCUUCAGCAGGAUAGCACUGCUCUUGGCCUUCGGCCUCUCAGUAGUGGCCGCGGUGGCCGCCGACCACCGAGACGCGUACCUCGAGGACGCUCGCAUUGCUUGCGAGCGAAAGGAUGCGAUCGCUUGCGCCAAACACAGGGCCCUUUCCUACCUGGACGCCGUCGCAGCAGGACAGGUUUCUUCGGCGCGUGCUUUCAACUCUAUGUUCUCGCCGCUGAGUGCUGCCGGCGUCCGCUUGGUGAAGGUGCCCUCCGAAGGUGCCGAAGAUGCGCCCUUUGAACUUUUUGACGACGUGGAGCAGCGCAGCGACGACUCGGAAGUGGCCAAGUUGUGGAAGUUUGGUUUGAGACAAGUGGAGCGGUUUGCCCGCAAAUACGCCGUCGCUGUCGCCGUGCCUGAAACCAACGCUGGACUCGUCCCAAGGGUCAUCAGCGAGGACGACGUCAACGCGAUCGAGAGCGGAGAAUCUCGUGGAAAGAAGAAGAAGCUGCAGCUGCUGUUGCCCCUGUUGAUCCUGUUCAAGUUCUUCAAGCUGAAGGUGCUGCUGAUCCCCAUCCUGCUGGGCGUGUUGGCCAUCAAGAAGAUCCUGCUGUUGGCCGCCGUCUUCCUGCCCAGCAUCGUAGGUCUGCUCAAGUUCUGCAAGCAGCAGCCCUUCUACCACGAGUACUCGGCGCCGGCCGCCUACGACUAUGGCGUGACCAGCUACGCUGCCGGCGGUGGCGCCUCUUCCGCCUCCACCUACGGAAAGGACCUGUACGCCCGUCGCAACUACGAGGCCCAAAAUAUGGCCUACCGCGCCCAGACCCAGGCCCAGGCCCAGCAGCAGUAAAAUUCAACACCGAGCUGCCACACACCAAAGCCAAAAUUAACAAAAGCUCAUUAUUUAUUUGUAUAAUUUAUUUGUAUAAUUUAUUUAUAUAAUUUAUUGCGACAAUCCAAAUACUGCCCCUUGACUACUUUUUGACUCUGAACUGCUUGACUGACAUGACACCUCAAUUACCAACGAGUGACGAUUUUGUAUUUAUUUUUAUAUAAUAAUGUGAUUUAUUUGAAAAAGCAAUAAAUUUUACAUUAAUUUUUAUAGU
Messenger RNA from Neocloeon triangulifer, 1104 nucleotides. RefSeq lists its product as uncharacterized. The record is from RefSeq and is a predicted model, not a curated record. Lineage: Eukaryota; Metazoa; Arthropoda; Insecta; Ephemeroptera; Baetidae. Bases 15 to 848 code for a protein of 277 amino acids. The transcript has 3 exons.